AUGAGCGACACCACCAUCUCCAUUCUCCGCGCAAUCGCAACAAUCGCACCAGCUAUAUACACCGGUUUCACAUUCGCCUACACCCACGUCGCCAUGCCCCCCUUGACAACGCACGCCCCACCCAAACUCCUCGCGAAACAAUGGUUUCAAGCCUACGAAUUUGCGCCCGCCUACGUAGGCCCAAUGAUCCUCCUCGGUGCCUCUAGCAACGCCCUGCUCGCCUGUUUCACGUCUUCGUCUUCGUCGAUAAUAGCAAAGGGACUAUACAUUGUUGCAGCGGGUGCAAUGGCUAGUGUUGUACCGUAUACGAUGCUGUAUAUGGAGUCUGGGGUCAACGGCGCGGGCAAGUGCAAGGUACAGGAACUAUUGCGUGAGGAGGGGUUUCUACUAAAGGCAAAAGGUAAAGGUAAAGUGACGGAUUGGGAUAGUGCGAGUGAGAGGGCAAGGAGGUGGGCAGAGACUGUGGAUAUGAAGGUUAUUGUGCAGACGUGGGCGAGGACGAAUGCGUGGAGGUACAUUAUUAGUGGGGUUGCUACAGUACUUAGUGCGGCUGCUACCGUGUUUGUAUGA
This is a messenger RNA of Pyrenophora tritici-repentis Pt-1C-BFP, 570 nucleotides long. RefSeq names its product DUF1772 domain containing protein. The record is from RefSeq and is a predicted model, not a curated record. Lineage: Eukaryota; Fungi; Ascomycota; Dothideomycetes; Pleosporales; Pleosporaceae.